AUGGGUAAAGUUAAAGGAAGACCUCAGAAAUCCAAGUUCGCUGACGAUCCUUUGAAAAAGAGAUCAUAUUACAAGUACAAAAAACUGCUUCGUAAGGAGGGAUUGCAGACACAACAAGAUUCAUCAAAACAAAAUGAGGGAAGAAAUCAACAAACAUCCGGGACUAAAAUGCCCAAAAAGAAUACUAAUAGACUAAUACAAACCUAUGAACAAUCAAAAACAAAACGAAAAUCAAGAGAAGAAAUUUUGAAGGAACAAGAGGAAAGAAACCGAAUUCGUCUUGAAAAGAAAAAAUUAAAAAAGAUAGACCAUCAAAAAUUGAGUAAAUGGACCAAAAAGGGCCAGCCGGUUAUGAAAAAUAAAAUGGAAUUUAUGUUAGACAAAAUAAUGAAUAAUAAGGAAACUUAUUUAAGUUGA
Messenger RNA from Styela clava, 417 nucleotides. The record is from RefSeq and is a predicted model, not a curated record. Lineage: Eukaryota; Metazoa; Chordata; Ascidiacea; Stolidobranchia; Styelidae.